AUGACACGUGUUGCUGCAUUGCUUCCAAACCGGCGACGUAAAACAACCACACUUAAUCAUUACGGACACGUAAAGACCAAGCCACGUGAUCUGCAAGCACGUGUUCUGUCACCAACUCGCCGUCACAACCCCCAGCCACUGGGCUUGGUUUAUCAAAGUCCUCUGCAAUCAAAUGCUCAGGUUUGGCACUGGAUUUGUGUCUGUUUGAUUGUUUUCAUUUAAUAGAGUUUUAUAUAGAAGAUCAAUAAGAACGAUAAGUAAGUCAAUUACCUCCAAAGACCGUAAAGGUACCACUGUACAAUGAUGGAUCCAGUUCCGCCUUGAUUAGAAAGCUAAAGCAGCGACGUUUUAGAACCACGAACGUCAGACAAGAGACUUGUUGCACUCUUGAGCCGUGAUUUUCAACAAAAUUUUGGUCCUGUUGACGUGCGUUGCUCAAACCGUCACUGCUUAAACUCCCUUUGUAACAGAGCAGUUGUAAGUCCACUGCUUGGAAUUGGGGUGUUGGGUGGGUGGGCGGGGCGAGGGCUGUGGGUACAACCGUAUAGGUACAUGCUGUAGGAUAAAGUAUGGACUAUGAUGAGCUAUGUCCUUUAAUAAGGUAUUCCUUUUGGUAAUGUUUAACCAAGGCCAGGAAUUAAGGACCUUCGCAGCACACGCCUAUCCCAACAGUGACCGGAGUAUUCCUCGUGUUUACUGCUGGUCUUAAACGCUCCAAGUCAUGCUGAUGAUCUUAACUUGUUGACUAAAUCAUCAAAACAUUUUUAAAAUCAAAAAGGAGUUGUCGCGAGACGUUAUUAACCUCGUUUCCAGAGCUUUUUGUUUCGCUCUCAUUUUCCAAGGGAAAAGCCCUGGGAACGCGAUUGGAGACGUUUUAGCAGUAGGUACAGUCAAGUUCUAAUCCUAUUCAUCAAAUCGUACACAAACUACCGAAAUUUUCUCUUAUACAUCUAGUAAACUAAAAAUUAACUGCUUUUUACCUCAGGGCUAAGUUCUAUACCCACUUCUCUUUUCGCAUUAUAUAUUUAAAAUGACAUCUGAUAUUGUUCGAACAAACUCCAAACUCAAACUCGCCUCAUAUAUUAUUUUUGCGACAAAAUAUUCUUGCUUUCUUGUGUUUACUUGAUCCAAGAAACAAGGGAGGGGUUCCCAGAACGAAGAAUGCUGACAAGCACUGACGUUUUUUUCAAACAGCCCUAUGCUAUAUGGAACCCAGACUUCCGCCACACUCGUGCGAGAUAUUCAACACUUGUAGGACAUUUGGGUGAGUUGAUUUUAUAAUACUGAACAAAAUAAGCCGAUCAUAAAUGUCUAGAUUCCACUUAUUGUACAUAUUUUUAUAUUUUUCCUCUAACUUAUUUUUUAGAGGGCCGUAGUGUAAGUUAGAAAACUGCAAAAGGUUAUUAAGUCUCCCUCUUUAAAUAAAGUUAUUGUAUUGUAUUGUACUGUGGAAUCCCGCCAUAACGAAGACCCCGUUAUAACGAAAAACAUCUGAAAGCCCGGCAGAAUUACGGUAAAAUAUGUGGAAACGAACCCCGCUAUAGCAAUAGAUUUUGACGGUCCCAAAGCACAAUUCAACCCACUGUAACGAAUAUUUUGUCCGGUCGCUCGCAGCAGUCAGUAAAAACGACAGAUUUGAGUAGAAAUCACAGCUUGCUUUGUCUUCAUUGUCACCGCUUUACACUUACAGUUUACAGUAUCAAAUGGAUAGCAAAAAUGUUUUCUACUUGCAGUCCUCAAUUUUUGGCAAUUACUAUUUAUUAAAUUACCGUGCUAUAACGAAUAUUUUUCCUGUUAACCAGAUAAUAGCAAAGACCCCGGCGUUAUAACGAACAAUUUCUUCGGUACCUUGGCACUUCGUUAUAGCGGGGUUCCAGUGUAUUGUACUUAUCAAGGGGCCUUCGUAGUUUGUAUCCACUUCUAGACACCAUCGUUAUAAUCCUCCCUCAGUUCUCCCCCUUCUUGACCAUGCUGGGAGAUCUGGCCACUAGAAAGCCCCUUCCACCUAUCUCGUGCCUAGAUUUCCCACCUACCGACAAACGCCAGUGAGAUAUUGGCCUCCCACGCUGACGUUCUUAGGGUGAACGACGAACCAAAAAAGCGUCUGUGUGAAAGGCUAGUGAGAUCUGAGUGAGAGAAAAGUUUGAGAUAACAGGUUUCAAAUUAUUUUCACGACACUCUCAUGCACGCUCCGACGAAACAACUUGCUAGCCUACGCAGACUUGCGUAAGUUGACAACAAUGAAAGUCAGAAGCGCGCGAAACGUCAAAAGGGCGAUCUUACAUUUGUAUAUCUUGAUUAGAGGAGCUUUAUGCAAAAUGAUCUAGUUAUUACCAAAUAAAAUGAGUUUUGGGCAUGCACCAAUUCUCCAAAGUUUUAUUCCUUCCCGCUAUAGAUUUGACAAACUUCUCUAGUGGCCCCAUAUCUCAAAUGACUCCGUUUGAAGAGAGAGGUACGUCUGCUUAUAUAAACUCCUCAAAAAUCAAAACUAUUCCUUGGAAACGAAGUUUAUUCAGUAGUCUUGGAUUAAUUCCAAGCAAAAUCAUCGCAGGCUUGAGGUCGUAAAGCUUUUUAAAAGGCCAGUAUAUAUUAUGUUACACUGUAAGUAAGUAGUAAGUUGCCAGCUUUCUUUCACAGCGUAAACUUCGCAGAUGCGUCUUCAUUAUCUUUAGUACCGUAAAUUUGUUGAUUCCAUUAAAAAUGAUUACCUGGGGAUAAAAGGAAAACAUACCGAACUAAUGAAUUAUACAAAGCUGUGUUAGAUAUAAAGAAUAACAAAAGCCAUAAGAAGCAUCGAGAGGAACCAAAACUGUCAGCUGAACUCAUUGGUUUGUACAUGUCUGUUUUAAGCUUUCUGUUAGUUGCUACGAUAGAAGCUAACCUUAUUCUAAGGUCCUAAUCGAAGCCAACCUUCUCUUCUAAUAGGGGGUCCACCGACAAUUAACUAUAGUCUCCAGUCCACUUCACGCUUUAGUUAUAGAGACCCUUCCCAGUAUACUUUGGGAGGAGGAAAGAAGUGGCCUAGCCAUCGUCCCUAUCGACCUGAGCCAGACGGUCCGGCCCUUGGUAUAAGUAAGUGGAGUAAACACAAAAUAUGUGUUAAAUUUCGCAGUUUGUGAUUUAAAAUGGUCUUCAGUGAAGUACAGGUUUGAACUGAUGGAGAAAUGAUUGUUUAGUAGCUACUGCCAUAGAUGUGACAAGUUGACACUCCUGUUCUCUUUUUUCUCUCUUUUUAAUAUGUUGAUCAUCGACGCUGAAUAAAAUAGUAGCCAUUUCUUUUCUACGUCAGUCUCUCAGGCUAUGGCCACACUACACUGGAAAUAUAGCUCUUGCGAAGGCAAAAAAUACAAUAAUUAUUAGCAAUUAUUGAAUGAGGCCGAGUAGGAUAUCAAGAAUUCUGCGGAUCGAGGAGGGUGUUAUCCACCGUUAUCCACCCUCCGAGAUCUGCAGAUUUUUUAUAUCCUACGAAAGCGAAUUCAAUAAUUACUUUAUUAUUCAUUCAAAAUAAUUCCAAGUUUAAAUACAAGCUAAAAUAUGCAUAUGCUUACCUCGGUCGAAGUUAAGCUCAUAUCGAUAGCGGGAAAUUUAGGAGAUAAAGCUCUGUUCAGGUCUGCUAAUAUACUCCAAAUAGCAGAUGUCGUUCGUCGAAUUGUCUCCCUGCUGUUCUUGCCAUGUUUUUAAACAAUAUUUCGCCGUGGAACGAGUAAAACGUUCGCUGACUGUUCACUACCAACAACUCAACCUCGUCAUCGUCAUCGGUUCAAUAUGACAAAAUUCUUCCAAAUUUGUUCAACAGUAGCUGGUUAUGAUGAAUUAUGCGUGUGCUUUUAGCCAAUCAGAAACGGAAAAAUAUUUUGAAUGAAUAAUAAUAAUAAUAAUCUUGCAAUCGUUGUAAAUAGGAUUUUAAAAGUUAGCAUUGUUGUCAAUAAAAUUUAUUAUUAUUAUUAUUAUUAUUAUUAUAUAUCGGAUAGGAAUAACGUUCACUGAAUCACAGAUCCAAACGGUGAUUUCGGCGCGUUUUCUUAACGGAUCGCCGAUCUUGAAAGUGGAUCGUCACACAUCGGAUAGGUUUCUGUUUCACUCUUUAGCGCAGUGUGAGCAGAUGUUCAUACUACACCUUGAUAUAGCUUGCGAGCAAGUUCUCCUUUUCGAGUAAAGUGCUAAGCGAGCCGCGAGGGGCAGAUAGUCUUUUUACCUGUUCCCUACCUCUUGCAUAUCGCGUCUCCUUUCGCGUUGGACUCUUGCGUGACUCCUCCCGACUCCCCUAAAUGGAGAGCUUUCUUGCAGGCUAUACUUGAGAACCUUGAAACUGGCAGUAAACUGAGCCGAGUAAAGUUUGGCAAGUACUUAUGGGACUGUUGUCCCCAGUAACGAUCCCAGAAACAAUUGCGGCAUUUAUUUCGGCCCCGGUUCCCUUCACGCUGAAAUGACGCACAAUGCUCAUCACGUUUUUGCUCUUUGGCCAUAGCGUAAUUUCCUUCGAAUCGAGGUCCUUGAUUUUGUGUAUUUAUACAAGCGUACUCAGCUCUACUCAAUCAAUACAGAAACAAAUCAUGGAAUACGGUGUAAAAGUAGAGAUCCCGAAGAAUACUCGUCCGUCGAUAAAGUAGAAAGUGAGAAAAUUUUAGCGAGGAAAUCCUGUUUCGUUUAGAAUUAUUCGCUUCUUCAUUUAUUUCUUAUUUCAUCUCCCAGUAGGCUCGACCUUACGCUUUCAAGAGCGUCUUGUUGCAUUAAGUAUGUCACAACUAAAUGGACACCUUAUCUCCAGGGCUGAAUACCCUUUUUGAAGGAGUAUUUUACUUUAUGUUCGUUUGUUUCUUAUACAGUUCCUCCGGGUCUCCCUCGGUUGUCAGAAGACAGAAAUGUAGUCAAUGCUCGCCAGGGAACUGAACAGGUAAUUCCUGCAAUUCCAGGCCAUUAUAACAACUAUUGUACAUGUGUUCCCCAGCUGUCAAACUACGCGUUAAGCGCGUUAAAAUAUCUUGAAGGAUCAGGGGCAAUCUUAGGAGUGAUUUUUCGAUGCACGCCGGGUUCUAUCUAGGUCAUUUGAGGGGAAGAAGUCCCCCCCCCAAAAAAAGGCCCAGAUUUCCCCCAAAAUAUUGUUAUCAUUACAAUAUAAAAGUAACUAUAUUGGAAGAAUCAUCCAGACGCGACAAGGUCAAUUCAGGUGAAGAAGGUAUUACCUGUCUAAGGACACGACAAGGAACAUGAUCACGACAAUAAAAUAAAAUAAAAUAAAAUAAUAGUGCAACAUUUCUCAAAAUUGUGUCUCAAAAUGCACCGGAUUGCAUCUCAGCACAUAUUCAUUUCAAAACAUUUCUGCUGGGGGCAUUCCCCCGGAUCCCGCUAGGAAGCUCGUGACCUUCAGCCACUCCGGCUUUCUCCCCCAAACUAUAAAUCCUAGAUAGAAUCCUGCACGCGAGGCACCUUGAAAAGAGAAAAGAAGCGGACCCAGGGGCAUUUUUCUGUUGAUCCUUCCCACGGCUCUUUAUGUUAACAUGUAAUCAUCCCAUGUUCCCUUACGCCCACGGCCGUCCGUCUCUGAGGCAGGGCCAUAGAUCCUUUUAAAAAAGCCAUUUGUUUGAAAACGCACACUUCUUAUCUUUUCACAAUUUAAAGAUGUACUUCUACGUAAUCCGGACGAAAAAGGAAAGAUCAGGCCUGGAAAGCAUUUUUUCACAUCCAUUCUUUAAACGAUGUAUGGAAGUUUUGCCAAAGUAGGCCAACAUACUUCUCGAUCUUGUAAAGUUUUAAAAGUUCCACUUAAAAUCGCAUUUCAGAUUUCUGCUUAUAAACUUGGUUCGAUGAAAUAGUUCUUCGAGACUGAAAUGUUUUUAUGAGUUUUGAGAAACGCCCUCCUGAGCUGAGUUGUUACUUCAAAAGGUGUGUUAGCUCUAAAUCUGGGUUAACCGGAAACGGGGCGUGUAAGUUUGACUCUGAAACAGAUGGCAAAAUUAGCUGAAGCGUAAAUAAGAAGGCAGAAGCGGGGCAAUAAAGUAUUGCAUGUGGAAAGGUUUCAUCCUCUGAGUAUCGACAUGCAAACUGCAGACACUACCACUAUUCCAAUUUUUUCUCGCGCCUUGGGCACGCUCGUUCUAGCACAGGUGACGCACACUCUGUGGGAGUUCGUUAAACUGACUUUAUAAGAGAAAUGAAAAUAAGCAAAAUACGUCCUAAAUUCCAUUUUUUCACAAAAAUAGAAAUAAAAACGACUCACCUCGUGGUUUUGUUUUGUUUCGGGUGAGUCAUUUUUAUCUCUAUUUUUGUAAAAAAAUAAAUGGAAUUUUGAGGUAUUUUGCUUAUUUUCCUACAUUUUCUUAUAAAGACAAAAUCUAACGAACUCUCACAGAUCCUGGGAUUGUUCCAGUGUGCAAUUGUAGGGUAAAAAGAGUUCUUGUAAUAAUCACGUGUACAACGUGGCUGCUCAGAUCGAUGACUGAGAGACGAGAACCUGGUGUGGACAAAAAGAAAAAGAAAAAAGAAAAAAGCCUGUCGACGAACAGACUUAUUCACUGACUUGAUUUAAUUAAAUGAAGAACCGAAAUGAUUUUGUUAAUUUUUCAGAAGCCAGAUAAACACGUUUGGAGCAACGCGGCCCUAAGAGAGGUGUGGAGAUCAACAGGCCAUCCAAACAUUGGUUGUGAGCCUUGA
Molecule: messenger RNA, 6651 nt
Organism: Porites evermanni
Lineage: Eukaryota; Metazoa; Cnidaria; Anthozoa; Scleractinia; Poritidae
Source: the annotation of a GenBank genome assembly